Molecule: messenger RNA, 951 nt
Organism: Pseudogymnoascus verrucosus
Lineage: Eukaryota; Fungi; Ascomycota; Leotiomycetes; Thelebolales; Thelebolaceae
Exons: 1
Coding region: 1-951 (316 amino acids)
Biological process (GO): regulation of DNA-templated transcription
Molecular function (GO): DNA-binding transcription factor activity, RNA polymerase II-specific; zinc ion binding
Source: RefSeq, a predicted model, not a curated record
AUGAGUGAUGAGCAAUGUCCCAUGGAGCAAUGUUUAUCACCGUCGCAGACGCCUCCUGCUUCUCCAGACGAACGGGCAAGACCUUCCAAGUCUAAAACCCCCAAAUCUAAUGGCCGGAGAAGAGCAACAAUGGCCUGCCGCGGCUGUAGAUCGAGGAAAGUGAGGUGCGAUGUGGCAGAGCAUGGCAUUCCUUGUUGCAAUUGCAAACUUGACAAGAAAGAGUGUGUGGUUCCCGAGCGUCGAAAGAAGCGCUACGACGUCAAUCCUCUUUAUCAUCCACUUACGCCGAUUGAUUCUAUUUCUGGCGACUGGCUGCCCUCGUUAGAACGCCUCGGAGCAAACCAUCCUUUGCAAUUUAUUCGGAAUCAGUACCUAAAUUCACAGUCUCAAAUCGAUGGCCAGACUCAACUUUCGGCGACCAGGAAUGCGGGUCAUAAUGGAGACUGUUAUCCGGGAUCAUUCCCAGCGCAAAAGCCGAGCUUUCCAACGCCCGAAGAUCCAGAGCUUUCACGAUGGUUAAAUAUGAUGCCCCCUCACAUUGUUGAAAAGUUCCGGCUAUACUUCCAAAAUGCGGAGGAGGGCGGAAGAGGCAAGGAACGAAGUACCUGGGAACCGGAGCCCACAACGUUGAGUAGAGUUCAACAGGCAAUGGACAUCUUGCAGGAUGUAAUGAACACUUCCAAAUCUACACAUUCGGGCGAGGAAUUACUUUCUCCGCCGCCAGACAGUAUGUUUAAGCCGAGAACGGGUAGUGAGAUGGACGAUAAUUUGUCACUUGGUACCCCGGGUUUCAAAAUUGCUACUUCGUAUCCUCCUUCGGAUAUUUCAACUACGGAGAAUGACAAUGAUGACUGGAAUGACGAACUGAUGGCAGAACUGUUCUGCACGCAUAUGGGCCAGGAGCCUGUCUCGGGAGUUGCGAGUUUAGAAGGAUAUGUAAAUAAUGAAUAA